AUGACACUGGUCGUCGAUCAUAGUGGAAGGAUUCACGAUUCCCGUUCAAAGCCGUCGAUCAAAGAUAUCGUUUGCAACAAAGAGGCUUCCAGGCUUCGUCGAUUGCUGAAGCGGUCAAAGACUGCCAAGUCAAAACGCCUGACGGAGCUGAAGGAGGCGGCGCGGAAGGCUGGCUGGAAUGUCAUUCCAGGUUCCAAGGGAGACUCCAAUGUUAAAACCGGGCUUGGUGACGCAGAGGGCCUGAGUGAACUCAGCGCUGCAUCGUCCAUGGGGCCUUCCAGCGAUUUGUCGGUGGCAUCACUGGGAUCCAAGGAUGAAAAGUUGGUGAGGGUUGCAAAGCAAUUGCAGGCUUUGAAAGUAGCUCUGGAGACUACCAAUCCCAUGAAACCUCAUGAAAAUCCAUUGCCAAAAGGUGAUGUGGGCAAGGCCGAUCGAUCUCAUGUGAGUGUCAUUCCAACCCCGCAACAGAAGCCAAUGUCGAAACUACCAACUGGGGAAAAGGUUUCAGACAUCGUUCGCUUGUUGAAGAGCAAACCCACUGCAGCUGAUUCGAACAGUGGAGAUCCAGAACAGACUUCCAGGGAUGUUUGGAAAACCCACGAAUCGGAACAGGUUUUGGACUCUUUGGACAAGGUGAAGGGCAACUCUGCGCAACCAUUCCCACUUCAUGCGAAGUAUGUCCCGGCGAUCUUGGCUGCGAAAGCUGUGGAUGGAAAUUGUGAAAAGGAUGACGACGAUGGCGAUGUUAGAGACUUUUGUGAGGUGUUCUCCGGCAAAGGUGAGAUUACUCGAGCACUCCGGGCUGCCAACCUUAAGGGCUGUGCCAUAGACAUCGACGACAACCCCCGGGCUUUCGACUUAACGACCCCAAGCGGGUUCGCGCCCCUUGGCUUAUUGAAUUACCUGUGGCUGACCCUGAACGAAGUCUUACGAUGCAAACCCGGGAGUCUUCUGGUCUUAGCUCCGGUGUGCACUUCAAUGUCUGCUAUGAGCCGGCACACUUCGGGGAGAUCCUAUUUGAAGCCCUAUGGCAACACCAACUACGAGUUUGUGGAGCUAGGCAACACGCUGGCUUGCAGGUGCAUUCUCCUGAUCCUGGUGGCGCACUGGCGUGGACUACGUUGGUUGCUGGAGCAGCCGGAUGGCUCAUUUUUGCAGUACUUGCCAAGGUUCCAAUGGUUACUUCAAGUGAUCAAGGUCUAUGUGGCCUACUUUUACAUGGGAAAGUUCAAGGGCGAAACGCCAAAGCGCCACCGUGUGUGGAGCAAUGACCACAUGUUCUUGUCCGAGAUUGUCAACCGGGCUGGAUACAUGAGCAGGCAAGAACAGCAGGCUUGCCAUGUGAAAACAACCCGUAAGUACAUCGACAAGAAAGGCGUUUCAAGAUGUGUGGGCAUCAAGGAUGUCUUGAAGAAGAGCCAGUAA
Cladocopium goreaui is the source of this 1425-nucleotide messenger RNA. The record is from the annotation of a GenBank genome assembly. Lineage: Eukaryota; Dinophyceae; Suessiales; Symbiodiniaceae.